Molecule: messenger RNA, 6462 nt
Organism: Bombina bombina (fire-bellied toad)
Lineage: Eukaryota; Metazoa; Chordata; Amphibia; Anura; Bombinatoridae
Product: gastrula zinc finger protein XlCGF66.1-like
Exons: 5
Coding region: 47-472 (141 amino acids)
Biological process (GO): regulation of DNA-templated transcription
Source: RefSeq, a predicted model, not a curated record
GGAUCUAGCUACUACCAGGCCUUAGUGUUACAGAAUAUUACUGACCAUGAACAAGAUGAAGAAGAAGCUGCCUGAGCAGAUCCUGAAUCACAUCCUGGAGAUUCUCUACCUGCUGACGGGAGAGCGUGUGACUAACUCACUGACAGCGAGUCACAUGACCGGGGACAAGAUGACAACAGAGAGGAUACUGACCCACACCCUGCAGAUCAUGUACCUGCUGACAGGGGAGGUGCCUAUAAAGUGUGAGGAUGUUGCUGUUUAUUUCUCUAUGGAGGAGUGGGAGUAUAUAGAGGGACACAAGGAGCUUUACAAGGACGUCAUGAUGGAGACUCACCAAGCAGUAAGGACUAUGGAGAUCCCAGGAAAUGAGAGCUCAGAACUAACAGGUCACAGAGAUGAAAAUCUAGACACAGGAGCACAAGGAGAACUUGUACAGGAUAUUAAGCCAUCAGAUGUCUCUGCAAGUGAGUGAUCUAUGGUAUAAGCUUCACACUUUAAAAAAAACCCCACCUGAUUCUGAUAUCAUUUCACCCUAUAAAAAUAAUGAACCUCAGUACAGACAGAUUGCAAUGCUAAAAUCUAUUUGGUACAUAAACCUACCUUCCCUUCUCUCUCACCCUCUGAUUUAUGUAAAUGGUACACACACCCUCUAGUCUCUUCACUCUCACCCUCUGAUUUAUGUAAAUGGUACACACACGCCCUAUAGUCUCUUCACUCUCACCCUCUGAUUUAUGUAAAUGCUACGCACACACACCCUCUAGUCUCUUCACUCUCACCCUCUGAUUUAUAUAAAUAGUACACACACACACACCCUCUAGUCUCUUCACUCUCACCCUCGGAUUUAUGUAAAUGGUACACACACACCCUCUAGUCUCUUCACUCUCACCCUCUGAUUUAUAUAAAUGGUACACACACACACCACCUCUAGUCUCUCCACUCUCACCCUCUGAUUUAUAUAAAUGGUACACACACACACCCUCUAGUCUCUUCACUCUCACCCUCUGAUUUAUAUAAAUGGUACACACACACACCCUCUAGUCUCUUCACUCUCACCCUCUGAUUUAUAUAAAUGGUACACACACACACACCCUCUAGUCUCUCCACUCUCACCCUCUGAUUUAUAUAAAUGGUACACACACACACCCUCUAGUUUCUCCACUCUCACCCUCUGAUUUAUAUUAAUGGUACAUACACACACACCCUCUAGUCUCUUCACUCUCACCCUCUGAUUUAUAUACAUGGUACACACACACCCUCUAGUCUCUUCACUCUCACCCUCUGAUUUAUAUAAAUGGUACACACACACCCUCUAGUCUCUUCACUCUCACCCUCUGAUUUAUAUAAAUGGUACACACACACACACCCUCUAGUUUCUUCACUCUCACCCUCUGAUUUAUAUAAAUGGUACACACACACACCCUCUAGUCUCUUCACUCUCACCCUCGGAUUUAUAUAAAUGGUACACACACACACCCUCUAGUCUCUCCACUCUCACCCUCUGAUUUAUGUAAAUGGUACAUACACACACACCCUCUAGUCUCUUCACUCUCACCCUAUGAUUUAUGUAAAUGGUACAUACACACACACCCUAUAGUCUCUUCACUCUCACCCUCUGAUUUAUGUAAAUGGUACAUACACACACACCCUCUAGUCUCUUCACUCUCACCCUCUGAUUUAUGUAAAUGGUACAUACACACACCCUCUAGUCUCUCCACUCUCACCCUCUGAUUUAUGUAAAUGGCACACACACACCCUCUAGUCUCUUCACUCUCACCCUCUGAUUUAUGUAAAUGGUACACACACACCCUCUAGUCUCUCCACUCUCACCCUCUGAUUUAUGUAAAUGGUACAUACACACACCCUCUAGUCUCUUCACUCUCACCCUCUGAUUUAUAUAAAUGGUACACACACUCACCCUCUAGUCUCUUUACUCUCACCCUCUGAUUUAUAUAAAUGGUACACACACACCCUCUAGUCUCUUCACUCUCACCCUCUGAUUUAUGUAAAUGGUAUACACACACACCCUCUAGUCUCUUCACUCUCACCCUCUGAUUUAUGUAAAUGGUACACACACACACCCUCUAGUCUCUUUACUCUCACCCUCUGAUUUAUAUAAAUGGUACACACACACCCUCUAGUCUCUUCACUCUCACCCUCUGAUUUAUAUAAAUGGUACACACACACACCCUCUAGUCUCUUUACUCUCACCCUCUGAUUUAUAUAAAUGGUACACACACACCCUCUAGUCUCUUCACUCUCACCCUCUGAUUUAUGUAAAUGGUACACACACACACACACACACACAACACCCUCUAGUCUCUUCACUCUCACCCUCUGAUUUAUAUAAAUGGUACACACACACCCUCUAGUCUCUUCACUCUCACCCUCUGAUUUAUAUAAAUGGUACACACACCCUCUAGUCUCUUCACUCUCACCCUCUGAUUUAUAUAAAUGGUACACACACACACCCUCUAGUCUCUUCACUCUCACCCUCUGAUUUAUAUAAAUGGUACAUACACACACACCCUCUAGUCUCUUCACUCUCACCCUCUGAUUUAUAUAAAUGGUACACACACACACACCCUCUAGUCUCUUCACUCUCACCCUCUGAUUUAUAUAAAUGGUACAUACACACACACACACCCUCUAGUCUCUUCACUCUCACCCUCUGAUUUAUGUAAUUGGUACACACACACACACCCUCUAGUCUCUUCACUCUCACCCUCUGAUUUAUAUAAAUGGUACACACACACACCCUCUAGUCUCUUCACUCUCACCCUCUGAUUUAUAUAAAUGGUACAUACACACACACCCUCUAGUCUCUUCACUCUCACCCUCUGAUUUAUGUAAUUGGUACACACACACACACCCUCUAGUCUCUUCACUCUCACCCUCUGAUUUAUGUAAUUGGUACACACACACACCCUCUAGUCUCCACUCUCACCCUCUGAUUUAUAUAAAUGGUACACACACACACACCCUCUAGUCUCUUCACUCUCACCCUCUGAUUUAUAUAAAUGGUAUAUACACACACCCUCUAGUCUCUUCACUCUCACCCUCUGAUUUAUGUAAAUGGUACACACACACACACCCUCUAGUCUCUUCACUCUCACCCUCUGAUUUAUAUAAAUGGUACACACACACACACCCUCUAGUCUCUUCACUCUCACCCUCUGAUUUAUAUAAAUGGUACACACACACACCCUCUAGUCUCUCUACUCUCACCCUCUGAUUUAUAUAAAUGGUACACACACACACACCCUCUAGUCUUUUCACUCUCACCCUCUGAUUUAUAUAAAUGGUACAUACACACACACCCUCUAGUCUCUUCACUCUCACCCUCUGAUUUAUAUAAAUGGUACAUACACACACCCUCUAGUCCCUCCACUCUCACCCUCUGAUUUAUGUAAAUGGUACAUACACACACACCCUCUAGUCUCUUCACUCUCACCCUCUGAUUUAUAUAAAUGGUACACACACCCUCUAGUCUCUUCACUCUCACCCUCUGAUUUAUAUAAAUGGUACAUACACACACCCUCUAGACUCUUCAGUCUCACCCCCUGAUUUAUAUAAAUGGUACACACACACCCUCUAGUCUCUCCACUCUCACCCUCUGAUUUAUAUAAAUGGUACAUACACACCCUCUAGUCUUUUCACUCUCACCCUCUGAUUUAUAUAAAUGGUACAUACACACCCUCUAGUCUCUCCACUCUCAUCCUCUGAUUUAUAUAAAUGGUACACACACACACACACACCCUCUAGUCUCUUCACUCUCACCCUCUGAUUUAUGUAAAUUGUACACACACACACCCUCUAGUCUCUCCACUCUCACCCUCUGAUUUAUGUAAAUGUUAUAUACACACACCCACUCUCACCCUCUGAUUUAUGUAAAUGGUACACACACACACCCUCUAGUCUCUUCACUCUCACCCUCCGAUUUAUGUAAAUUGUACACACACACCCUCUAGUCUCUCCACUCUCACCCUCUGAUUUAUGUAAAUGGUACACACACACACCCUCUAGUCUCUUCACUCUCACCCUCUGAUUUAUAUAAAUGGUACACACACACACACCCUCUAGUCUCUUCACUCUCACCCUCUGAUUUAUAUAAAUGGUACAUACACACACACCCUCUAGUCUCUUCACUCUCACCCUAUGAUUUAUGUAAAUGGUACACACACACCCACCUUCUAGUCUCUCCACUCUCACCCUCUGAUUUAUGUAAAUGGUAAACACACACACACACCCUCUAGUCUCUCCACUCUCACCCUCUGAUUUAUGUAAAUGGUAAACACACACACACACCCUCUAGUCUCUCCACUCUCACCCUCUGAUUUAUGUAAAUGGUACACACACACACACUCUAGUCUCUUCUUUCUCGCUCUCUGAUUUAUAUAAAUGGUACAUACACACACACCCUCUAGUCUCUUCACUCUCACCCUCUGAUUUAUGUAAAUGGUACAUACACACACACACCCUCUAGUCUCUUCACUCUCACCCUCUGAUUUAUAUAAAUGGUACACACACACCCUCUAGUCUCUCCACUCUCACCCUCUGAUUUAUAUAAAUGGUACACACACACACACCCUCUAGUCUCUUCACUCUCACCCUCUGAUUUAUUUUAAUUGUACACACACACCCUCUAGUCUCUCCACUCUCACCCUCUGAUUUAUGUAAAUGGUACAUACACACACACCCUCUAGUCUCUCCACUCUCACCCUCUGAUUUAUGUAAAUGGUACACACACCCUCUAGUCUCUUCACUCUCACCCUCUGAUUAAUGUAAAUGGUACACACACACACACACACACCCUCUAGUCUCUUCACUCUCACCCUCUGAUUUAUAUAAAUGGUACACACACACCCUCUAGUCUCUUCACUCUCACCCUCUGAUUUAUGUAAAUGGUACACAAACACACACACCCUCUAGUCUCUCCACUCUCACCCUCUGAUUUAUGUAAAUGGUACAUACACACACCCUCUAGUCUCUCCACUCUCACCCUCUGAUUUAUGUAAAUGGUACACACACACCCUCUAGUCUCUUUACUCUCACCCUCUGAUUUAUAUAAAUGGUACAUACACACACCCUCUAGUCUCUCCACUCUCACCCUCUGAUUUAUGUAAAUGGUACAUACACACACCCUCUAGUCUCUCCACUCUCACCCUCUGAUUUAUGUAAAUGGUACACACACACCCUCUAGUCUCUUCACUCUCACCCUCUGAUUUAUAUAAAUGGUACACACACACACACACACCCUCUAGUCUCUUCACUCUCACCCUCUGAUUUAUGUAAAUGGUACACACACACACCCUCUAGUCUCUUCACUCUCACCCUCUGAUUUAUAUAAAUGGUACACACACACACCCCCUAGUCUCUUCACUCUCCCCCUCUGAUUUAUAUAAAUGGUACACACACACACACACCCUCUAGUCUCUUCACUCUCACCCUGUGAUUUAUAUAAAUGGUACACACACACACCCUCUAGUCUCUUCACUCUCACCCUCUGAUUUAUGUAAAUGGUACGCACACACCCUCUAGUCUCUUCACUCUCACCCUCUGAUUUAUAUAAAUGGUACACACACACACCCUCUAGUCUCUUCACUCUCACCCUCUGAUUUAUGUAAAUGGUACACACACACACCCUCUAGUCUCUUCACUCUCACCCUCUGAUUUAUGUAAAUGGUACACACACACUCACACCCUCUAGUCUCUCCACUCUCACUCUCUGAUUUAUGUAAAUGGUACACACACACCCUCUAGUCUCUUCACUCUCACCCUCUGAUUUAUUUAAAUGGUACACAUACACCCUCUAGUCUCUUCACUCUCACCCUCUGAUUUAUGUAAAUGGUACACACACACCCUCUAGUCUCUUCACUCUCACUCUCUGAUUUAUGUAAAUGGUACACACACACCCUCUAGUCUCUUCACUCUCACCCUCUGAUUUAUUUAAAUGGUACACACACACCCUCUAGUCUCUUCACUCUCACCCUCUGAUUUAUGUAAAUGGUACACACACACACCCUCUAGUCUCUUCACUCUCACCCUCUGAUUUAUGUAAAUGGUACACACACACUCACACCCUCUAGUCUCUUCACUCUCACCCUCUGAUUUAUGUAAAUGAUACACACACACCCUCUAGUCUCUUCACUCUCACCCUCUGAUUUAUGUAAAUGGUACACACACACUCUAGUCUCUUCACUCUCACCCUCUGAUUUAUAUAAAUGAUACACACACACACCCUCUAGUCUCUUCACUCUCACCCUCUGAUUUAUAUAAAUGGUACACACACACCCUCUAGUCUCUUCACUCUCACUUAUGCAAAAAAGAGAUUUGCAAAAAAAAGGAAAGGCUGCUUAUCUCUUAGUGAAUAUAUCAACAAAAUCCCAUAAGUGUAAGGAAUCAAUUUUUUUUUGUAAUAAAAUUUGUCUCAAAAAACAACACUCAUACUAGGCAAAACUUUAU